AUGGAGCUCUUCGCCGAUGUCGUCACGAAGACCGACGAGAACUUUUGCGCCCUAUGCACCGAUGAGAAGGACUCGGCAAAUCUGGCAAGAAUGGGCCCAAAAAUUGGGAUGGCUGGUCCGGGGACAAAUGACACGCACUUUUUCAUCUGCACGACAAGGAAGAAGUGGCUUGACGACAAGCACGUGGUGUUCGGGCAGGUGGUGGAGGAGUACGACAUGUUGAAGGCGGUGGAGAAUGUCGGGUCAGGGAGCCACCGGACCUCGAGACGGGUGGUGAUCGCCGACUGCAACCAACUCCAGAUCUGA
Striga asiatica is the source of this 306-nucleotide messenger RNA. Lineage: Eukaryota; Viridiplantae; Streptophyta; Magnoliopsida; Lamiales; Orobanchaceae. The record is from the annotation of a GenBank genome assembly.